GGUGGGCCUGGGAGGGCAUAGGCCCACCCACUGGGGAGCCAGGACCAGCCAAUCAGACUAUGUCUCCACAAAAUGACUUUAUUACAGACAGAGAUACUCUUCAGUUUCAUCAGCUGUCCGUGAGGCUGGUCACAGACAAUCCCGCAGGUGAAGAAGCCGGAUGUGGAGGUCCUGGGCUGGCGUCGUUACGUGGUCUGCGGUUGUGAAGCCAGUUGGACGUACUGCCAAAUUCUUUAAAACGAUGUAAAGAACGGAACAUUCCAUUGUCUGGGAACAGGUCUGGUGGACAUUUGUGCAGUCAGCAUGCCAAUUUCACGCUCCCUCAAAACUUGAGACAUCUGUAGCAUUGUGUGUGACAAACAACACAUUUAAAAGUGACCUUUUGCUGUCCACAGCACAAGGUGCACCUGUGUAAUGAUCAUGCUGUUUAAUCAGCUUCUUGAUAUGCCACACCUCUCAGGUGGAUGGAUUAUUUUGGAAAAUGAAAAAUGCUCACUAACAUGGAUGUAAACACAUUUGAGAAUAAUAAGCUUUUUCUGUGUAUGGACCAUUUUGGGGAUUUUUUUACAAUUUAAGCUCAUGAAACAAGGGAUCACCACUUUACAUGUUGCAGUUGAUAUUUUUGUUUGGUGUAGUUGCAGGGAGAACAAAGCGGCUUCACUCUGUAGCGUGACAUCAAGUGCAAUAGAAGAAAAUGUGCUUUGACGUUCCUCUCUGGCGGAUGGAUACCCAUUGAGCCAUGGGCUCUCUCCUUCUGGCUCUGCGGUUGCUGUGCCUGAUGCAGACCAGUGGCUCCACUGAGAAUGAGAUGGAUGGCAUCCACUUCACACUGCUCUACCACGUGAGUAACCUGGCAGGGAAGCUGCAAGCCUCCAACACGGAGUGUCUGCUGCCAGCCUUCAGCUACCUGUACUGCUGUCUGUGCCUGUCCCUCCCCCUCACUGCACUGACAGAGCUGUGUCCAUGCUGCUGUGUAACGCCGGGCUGAUGGACCAACUGCAGGCUACUCUGAAUCUCUCCUCUUCCCUCUCUCCUCCGUCUGCCCUGCUGUGCUGCUCUCGUCACCCUGCAACACACUCAUUCAGCUCAGGUUGUUCUGUCACGCUAACCCUUAUGAAGACCUUUACACAGGCUACACAAUGUACACCCUUAUGAAGACCUUUACACAGGCUACACAAUGUACACCCUUAUGAAGACCUUUACACAGGCUACACACUGUACACCCUUAUGAAGACCUUUACACAGGCUACACAAUGUACACCCUUAUGAAGACCUUUACACAGGCUACACAAUGUACACCCUUAUGAAGACCUUUACACAGGCUACACAAUGUACACCCUUAUGAAGACCUUUACACAGGCUACACACUGUACACCCUUAUGAAGACCUUUACACAGGCUACACAAUGUACUACAAAACACACUGGAGUGAGGAAGGAGCAGGGGACUUACCAGGGGAGACACACUGUCCUCUACAGCUGACAAUGGAACACACACAUUGAAUACAGCACUCAAAACAGAAAAAUGUAUCAGAGACCUUGAUGUUAGACAAUACAUUUGUCUUUUUGUACUGUAGGACAGUGUGUUGUUGAACAGAGAGCGUUGUUGACAUAGAGAUCCUGUUAAAUUACAUUCCUAGUUCUAUGGUUGUU
This is a messenger RNA of Oncorhynchus tshawytscha (Chinook salmon), 1651 nucleotides long. Its product is annotated as meiosis inhibitor protein 1-like. Bases 740 to 988 code for a protein of 82 amino acids. Gene Ontology annotation, biological process: meiosis I. Lineage: Eukaryota; Metazoa; Chordata; Actinopteri; Salmoniformes; Salmonidae. The transcript is spliced from 4 exons. The record is from RefSeq and is a predicted model, not a curated record.